Molecule: messenger RNA, 1784 nt
Organism: Apis florea (little honeybee)
Lineage: Eukaryota; Metazoa; Arthropoda; Insecta; Hymenoptera; Apidae
Gene: Ilk
Product: integrin linked kinase
Biological process (GO): protein phosphorylation; integrin-mediated signaling pathway; substrate adhesion-dependent cell spreading
Cellular component (GO): focal adhesion; stress fiber
Molecular function (GO): ATP binding; protein serine/threonine kinase activity; protein binding
Source: RefSeq, a predicted model, not a curated record
UAUAUUAUCUUUGGUAAAACAUAAGAUGGUAGCAUGAGAAUUCUUUACAAUGUGGGUAGUAUGAAAUAACCAAUAGUCUGGUUGUGGCAGUGGCAAUUCACGAUUCUACGCGUCAUAUAUGGACAGAUGUAGAAUUGUAUUCAUUGUAAUGAAGUUAUUAUAUUAAAUAUUGUGUAAUAUUAUAAAUUAAUAUAUGCAUUUUGAUAAAUGAAUAGAUUUAUUUUUCAUUACAAAUCGAUUUGUUAAAUGUAAUGUAGCAAUGAAGUUUUUAUGUCAUUAUUGCUUUCACAGAAAUAUGGUUAUAUUUAGUAUAUGACGACUUCAGUGUUUUGGAGCACGAAGCAGUGCCACUCCCUUAUAAUAUUUAAACAACAUUUUUAUUAUAUCUGAUAAUUAGAAAAAUGGAAGAUAUUUUUCAAUGGUGUCGUGAAGGCAAUGCUAUGCAAGUGCGUGUUUGGUUGGAUGACACUGAACAUGAUAUGAAUCAAGGGGAUGAUCAUGGAUUUAGUCCACUCCAUUGGUGUUGCAAAGAAGGACACCUAAAAUUGGCAGAGUUAUUAGUUAGCAGAGGAGCACGUAUUAAUGCUACCAACAGAGGAGAUGAUACUCCUCUUCAUCUUGCUUCUGCUCAUGGACACAAAGAAAUAGUUCAAUUGUUGCUUAGGAAUCGCGCAGAUGUCAAUGUUACAAAUGAACAUGGUAACACUGCUCUUCAUUAUGCAUGUUUUUGGGGUGAUCAAGCAGUUGCUGAAGAAUUAGUAGCUGCUGGUGCUCUUGUAUCCAUUGCAAAUAAAGAUGGAGAUACUCCUUUAGAUAAAGCACGAGGUCACUUAGCCAAAAGAUUACAUGAUUUAGCUGUAGAAUAUGGACAAGAUUUAAAGAAAAUUCAAUUUAAAGAUCAAAGCUGGCUAGGUUUAAAAACUAGAAGUCGUGAUGCUACAUUAUCACGACACAAAGGAAUAAACAUGGCAGAUCUAUCUUUACAUACUCGAUUAGCUAGUACACCAAGUGGUGAAACAUGGCGCGGACGUUGGCAAAACAAUGAUAUUGUAGCAAAAAUUUUAAAUAUACGUGAAUGCACGGCUCGAAUUUCAAGGGAUUUUAAUGAAGAAUUUCCGAAAUUACGAAUUUUUUCACAUCCCAAUGUACUACCUGUACUUGGUUGUGUUAAUCAACCACCAAAAUUGGCUACAGUUUCGCAAUAUAUGGCACGUGGAAGUUUGCAUAGGCUUUUACAUGGAGGUACAGGUGUCGUUGUUGAUACUGCGCGUGCACUUAGGCUUGCUCUUGAUGUUGCAAGAGCUAUGGCAUUUCUUCAUGGGCUUGAAAGACAAAAUAGAUGCAGAUUUCAUCUCAAUAGUAAACAUAUAAUGAUAGAUGAAGAUUUAACGGCUCGCGUCAAUAUGGCAGACUCGAAAUUUUCAUUCCAAGAGGUAGGUCGAAUUUAUGAGCCAGCAUGGAUGUCUCCAGAAGCUUUAAGUAAACGUCCAGCAGAUAUAAAUCUCGAGGCCAGUGAUAUGUGGAGUUUCGCUGUUUUAUUAUGGGAACUUGCGACUAGAGAAGUUCCAUUCGCAGAUCUUUCGCCAAUGGAAUGUGGCAUGAAAAUCGCACUAGAAGAUUUACGCGUUAGUAUACCUCCAGGAAUUUCACCACAUCUUGCUAAGCUUAUUAGGAUUUGUAUGAAUGAAGAUCCAGGGAAACGUCCAUCUUUUGAUAUGGUCGUUCCUAUACUCGAUAAGAUGAAACGUUAAUUUUUGAUAUAAUUUUUUUUACAUCGUCAAAUU